AUGGACCCGUUUACGGAGAAACUGCUCGAACGAACCCGUGCCAGGCGAGAAAACCUGCAGAGAAAGCUGGCGGAGAGGCCCACGGCGGCGCCCAGGUCGGCGGCUCCCGCCAAGCGGGCCAGGCAGCCGCUGGCAGAGGCCGGCAACCAGCAGCCUGCGGAGGCAGAGAAAUCUUGUACAAAACCAUCACCUUCAAAAAAGCGCUGUUCUGACAACACUGAAGUAGAAGUUUGCAACUUUGAAAAUGAACAACCGGUUGAGUCAGCUUCUGCCAAACCUCGUCCUCCGAGCCCUGUGUCCCUUCAGGUGCGGCCGCAGGCGCCAGCUCCGGCCAGUGGAUCCCCGCCCGCCACCCAGGCUCCUCUGCUCAGCCCGCAGAGAGGACUGGACGCGGGGCCAGAGGUGACGGCAGCCUCCUCCAUUAAGACGCGGAUGCAGAGGCUGGCAGCCCAGCGGCGCCACUGGGAUGCGGACGACGAUGGGACAGGGAUAAAUGGUGAUAACCCGGAAAGCGCGCUCGGCACGGCAGUGCCCGCGGAGGACAAGGCGGCCUCCCCUCCCACAGCGGCAGAAGCCUCGGCGGCGCCGAUCGGGAGAAGGGGCCGUCUGGCCAACCUUGCCGCAGCUAUUUGCUCCUGGGAAGAUGAUGUCAGUCACUCAUCUGCAAAGCAGAACAGUGCACAAGGACAGCCUGGUACCACUUGUUUAUCCAAAGCUUCCUCUGCAAGCGGAGCAUCUGCUAGGAUCAAUAGCAGCAGUGUCAAGCAGGAAGCUGCAUGCUGCUCCCAAAGGGAUGGCAAUGCCUCCUUGAAUAAAGGCCCGACCUCGAGAGCUGAGGGUGCGUCUUUGAUUAGGGUUGCAGUUUCCAGCUCUGUGAAAGCGUCUUCCCCUUUGAAAUCUUCUGUGUCCGUCACCAAUGCUAAAAGUUGUGAGGUACAAAAUCCUGAGCGACUUCGAAAAGCCCCGGCUAGUCCUCUGAAAACCGAGGUGUUGAAACCAGCUGGGAAGUCAGCUGUAUCCCAGACAGCUCAGCCCAAAGAAGCAUUAAAUAGAGAAACUUGUCUGCAGCCUCUAUUUAAAGACAAAUCUGCAACAUCAGUUGGAGCAGGAGUCAAGCCUUUCCUGGAACGCUUUGGAGAGCGCUGUCAAGAGCGCAGCAAAGAAAGCCCCGCUCGCAGCGCGCCUCUCAGGUCCCCCGCCGUCACUCCAAACACAAAGGCCAUCCAGGAGAGGUUAUUAAAGCAAAACACAUCUUCCUCCACUGCUCACGUAGCACAGCGGCUCAAGCAGGAACGUGAAAAAGAGCUAGCAUGUCUCCGUGGCCGAUUUGAAAAGGGCAAUUUAUGGAGUGCAGAAAAAGGCGAAAACUCAAGAAGCAAACAACUAGAAACCAAACAGGAAAUUCACUGUCAGAACACUCCCCUCCAAAAACAUCAAGUUGUUUCAAAUACCACGUCACUUCCAGCCACAGAAGGGGACAGAAAAUCGGAUGCCAGGGAACCGAAGGAAAAGGAGACAGAAAAUCAGACACCAGGAAAAGCUCCCAGUACAGAAGUGACAGGUUUCACUGAAUGUGAAAUGACGAAGUCCAGCCCUUUGAAAAUAACAUUGUAUUUAGAAGAGGAAAAGUCUUUAAAAGUAACUUCAGACCCAAAGGUUGCACAGCAGAAAGAAGUGGUACGUGAAAUUGAGAUGAGCGUGGAUGACGAUGAUAUGAAUAGUUCAAAAGUAAUCAAUGACAUCUUCAGUGAUGUCCUCUUAGAGGAGGGGGAACUUGAUGUGGUGAAGAGCCAGGACGAGAUGGAUCAAGCAGCGGCCGAGAGCAGCGAAGACCAGGAGGACGCGCUGAACAUCUCCUCCAUGUCUUUGCUGGCUCCGUUAGCCCAGACGGUCGGGGUGGUGAGUCCAGAGAGGUUAGCGUCCUCGCCUAGACUGGAGUUGAAAGACAGUAGUGUAAGUGAUGAGAGUCCAAAACCAGGAAAGUUCCAGAGAACCCGUGUCCCCCGGGCAGAGUCUGGUGACAGCAUUGGUUCUGAGGAUCGAGAUCUUCUUUAUAGCAUUGAUGCAUAUAGAUCUCAGAGGAUCAAAGAGAUAGACCGGCCUUCAAUAAAGCAGGCGAUUGUUCGGAAGGAAGAUACUACUUCAAAAUUGGAGGGGAAAAAGAAUGCUGAAGAAAAGAAUGUCCUUCCUUGUCAAGUUAACAUCAAACAGAAAAUGCAGGAACUCAACAACGACAUCAACCUGCAGCAGACGGUGAUCUACCAGGCGAGCCAGGCCCUGAGCUGCUGUGUGGACGAGGAGCACGGCCGGGGUUCCCUGGAGGAAGCCGAGGCCGAGCGGCUGCUGCUCAUUGCAACUGAGAAGAGAGCGCUUUUGAUUGAUGAGCUGAAUAAGCUGAAGAACGAAGGGCCGCAGAGGAAGCACAAGGCUGCUCCCGAAGCCCAGGGCGCGUUCGCCCCGUCCAGGGGGUCAGUUACUUUGUCGGAGAUCCGCCUGCCCCUGAAAGCAGACUUUGUCUGCAGCACGGUUCAGAAACCAGAUGCAGCAAAUUACUAUUUCCUGCUUAUACUGAAAGCAGGAGCUGAAAACAUGGUGGCCACCCCCUUAGGGAGCGCAGCGAGUUCUCUCAAUGGCGACGCUCUGGCAUUCCCGACGACGUACGCCCUGGAAGAUGUGUCCAAUGACUUUGAAAUAAAUAUUGAAGUUUACAGCUUGGUGCAAAAGAAAGAUUCCUCGGGGCCUGAUAAGAAGAAGAAGACAUACAAAUCCAAGACUAUUACUCCAAAGCGACUUCUCACAUCUAUAACCACAAAAAGCACCCUUCAUUCUUCAGUUAUGGCCAGUCCAGGCGGCCUGAAUGCUGUGCGCACCAGCAACUUCAUCCUGGUUGGAUCUCACACCCUAUCACUAUCUUCAGUAGGAAACACUAAAUUUGCCCUGGACAAGAUAAAUUAUAAUGUAAAAGAGCGAGAGCUACUGGGCUAUUUGUUCCAGGAAAAGGUGCCCUUUUUAUCUCCUUUGGAAGGUCAUAUUUAUUUACAAAUAAAAUGUCAAGUGAAUUCAAGUGUUGAAGAAAGAGGUUUUCUAACCAUAUUCGAAGAUGUUAGUGGUUUUGGUGCCUGGCAUCGAAGAUGGUGUAUUCUCUCUGGAAACUGUAUCUCCUAUUGGACUUACCCAGAUGAUGAGAAACGAAAGAACCCCAUAGGAAGGAUAAACCUGGCCAAUUGUACCAGUCGUCAGAUAGAACCGGCCAACAGAGAAUUUUGUGCAAGACGCAACACUUUUGAAUUAAUUACUGUCCGACCACAAAGAGAGGAUGACCGAGAGACGCUUGUCAGCCAAUGCAGGGAUACACUCUGUGUCACCAAGCACUGGCUGUCCGCAGACACCAAGGAAGAGCGGGACCUCUGGAUGCAGAAGCUCAAUCAAGCGCUUGUCGACAUUCGCCUCUGGCAGCCUGACGCCUGCUACAAGCCUAUCGGGAAGCCCUAAACGGGGGCAGUUUCUGCCCCACUAAGUGUUUUUGAGCUAUGUCAUCCAUGUAUCUUAGGAGCAUCA
Molecule: messenger RNA, 3558 nt
Organism: Pteronotus mesoamericanus
Lineage: Eukaryota; Metazoa; Chordata; Mammalia; Chiroptera; Mormoopidae
Gene: ANLN
Product: anillin, actin binding protein
Exons: 25
Coding region: 1-3492 (1163 amino acids)
Biological process (GO): actomyosin contractile ring assembly; septin ring organization; mitotic cytokinesis
Cellular component (GO): actomyosin contractile ring
Source: RefSeq, a predicted model, not a curated record